AUGGCCGACUGGAGCACGCGCUACCUCGCGGCUCUCGAUGCCCGCGACAGACGCGAAUCCACUCACAAGUCCUGCAUCGAUGCCUACACUCGUCUGGCCGACCGCAAAAGCAUAGCGACUGCCACCCCUGAAAUCUCUACCUCUACCGCUGUCCCUCUCAAUGCGCAUACCCAUGACGAAAUCUCCCGCCUACGUCAAGACCUCAGCGCAACCCAAGCUGCCCGCUCCUCCCUCGCAUCACAACUCCAAACCCACGAGACCACAAACACUUCCCUCGUCACCUCCAACAAGACGUUGACCGCCCAACUCACCUCUGUGCACCGCCAACUUGCUUCUCUCGAGCGCAAGCUCAAAGACCGUGACGAGGAGUUGAGAGCAAAGAAGAAGAUGGUCGAGCAAGUGCAAGAUGAGAUUGUGGCGCUGACCAUGGAGCUGAAUGCUGUAGUGAGAGAGAAAGAAAAGUUGAAGGGGAGAAUGGGGAGUUGGUGA
Aureobasidium uvarum is the source of this 489-nucleotide messenger RNA. The record is from the annotation of a GenBank genome assembly. Lineage: Eukaryota; Fungi; Ascomycota; Dothideomycetes; Dothideales; Saccotheciaceae.